ACACUUCCCCGCCCUCGCCCCAAAGGAGCAGCAGCUCCUUCUUGCCUCUCCAUUGCCGCCGCCGCACCGGCGGAGCUCCUCUCUCGCGCGUCUCUCCUCCGAUGGAGCUCGGGCGCCGCCGACGCCGCCGCUGCCCCGAACCCUGAGCGGGGCCGCCCCGGUCGGAGGAACGCGCCGCCCAGUCCGAGGGCGCAGAGCGCCAGGAGCACGCGGAGGGCUGGGGCGCGGGCUCCGGGAACGAGAAAGUGCAGCUCUCUCGGGUCACUGGGCCGGCGGCGGGGGGACUAUGGCUCUGAAGGACACGGGCAGCGGCGGCAGCACCAUCCUGCCCAUUAGCGAGAUGGUUUCCUCGUCCAGCUCGCCCGGCGCGUCGGCCGCCGCCGCCCCGGGGCCCUGCGCACCCUCGCCCUUCCCUGAAGUAGUGGAGCUGAACGUAGGCGGCCAGGUUUAUGUGACCAAGCACUCGACGCUGCUCAGCGUCCCGGACAGUACUUUGGCCAGCAUGUUCUCGCCCUCUAGUCCCCGUGGCGGCGCCCGGCGCCGGGGCGAGCUGCCCAGGGACAGCCGGGCGCGCUUCUUCAUCGACCGGGACGGCUUCCUUUUCAGGUACGUGCUGGAUUAUCUGCGGGACAAGCAACUCGCGCUGCCGGAGCACUUCCCCGAGAAGGAGCGGCUGCUGCGCGAGGCCGAGUAUUUCCAGCUCACCGACUUGGUCAAGCUGCUGUCGCCCAAGGUCACCAAGCAGAACUCUCUCAACGACGAGGGCUGCCAGAGCGACCUGGAGGACAACGUCUCGCAGGGUAGCAGCGACGCGCUGCUGCUGCGCGGGGCGGCGGCCGCCGUGCCCUCGGGCCCGGGAGCGCACGGUGGUGGCGGCGGCGGCGGCGCGCAGGACAAGCGCUCGGGCUUCCUCACGCUGGGCUACCGGGGCUCCUACACCACCGUGCGCGACAACCAGGCCGACGCCAAAUUCCGGCGUGUGGCGCGCAUCAUGGUGUGCGGGCGCAUCGCGCUGGCCAAGGAGGUCUUCGGGGACACGCUCAACGAGAGCCGCGACCCCGACCGGCAGCCGGAGAAGUACACGUCCCGCUUCUACCUCAAGUUCACCUACUUGGAGCAGGCCUUUGAUCGCCUGUCCGAGGCCGGCUUCCACAUGGUGGCGUGUAACUCCUCGGGCACCGCCGCCUUCGUCAACCAGUACCGCGACGACAAGAUCUGGAGCAGCUACACCGAGUACAUUUUCUUCCGUUUGAAUAUAUGGCUAUUUAUGAUUGCUUGCCAGAUCAAGCAUGAAUCAAGAUGCAGAACCAGGGCCAGAUGCUUGGCAGCAGGACCACCUCAGAAAAUAGUAUCACCUAAACAAGAACAUGAAGAUAGGAAACAUGACAAAGUCACUGAUAAAGGAAGUGAAAGUGGGACUUCCUGUAAUGAGCUCUCCACUUCCAGUUGUGACAGCCAUUCAGAGGCAAGCACUCCCCAGGACAACCCAUCCAGUGCCCAGCAGGCAACAGCUCACCAACCUAACACUUUAACAUUGGAUCGCCCCUCUAAAAAAGCACCUGUACAAUGGAUACCCCCACCAGACAAACGCAGAAACAGUGAACUCUUUCAGACCCUCAUCAGCAAGUCCCGGGAAACAAAUCUGUCCAAAAAGAAAGUCUGUGAGAAGCUAAGUGUGGAAGAAGAAAUGAAAAAGUGUAUUCAGGAUUUUAAAAAAAUCCACAUUCCAGAUUAUUUUCCAGAGCGCAAACGCCAAUGGCAAUCUGAACUGUUGCAGAAGUAUGGGUUAUAGUAAUUGUCACAUUCCUGCAGUAUUUUGAUGACAUUCAAUGUUUACUACAGUGUCACCACCUGACUGAUGUCCUAACAAUGGUCAGUGUGAUUCUUGCUGCUCUUCCUUGUUGUGAACAGUGGAUGUGGGACAGUAUUUUCUUUUAUGUUUUAGUUGUUGUUCUUUUUAGAAACAUGAUUAAAAAGGAAAAAAUAUUAAAUCAAUAAGUGUUAAAUCAAAAUGGAAUAUCUGAUUCAAACCAUUUUACAAGAAUGAAAGUAAAAUGUGCAUGAUCAAGCUUAGUAUCUUGGUUUUUGAACUCUGGUCAACUGGAUAUGUUUGUCAUUUUGUAACUUACCAAAAACAAACCAUCAUAUCAUACCAACUAAAAUGAUAUAUGGAUGAAGCAACAUCAAGUAAAAUUUUAGACGAUGGCUAUAGGACCCAAAUCUAAAGCUGUCUAAAUGUUAAUUCAAUGAAACAAGUAUUAUUUUUGCAUGAAUACAAUGUUACAAAUAAAUCACAAGAAAUAGGGAAGAUCUGUUUGUUGCUUGGAAAGAAAAAAAUUACAAAAAAAAGCAAAAAAAAAUGUUUUAGACAAAGCCUAUAAAUGUAAGCUGUCUAGGAGAUUGAAUUUUCUUUGUUCUGGAUCUGUGACUUUUUUGUGUAUGUGUAUGGUGUUUAUGUAUAUUAAGAUGGUGUAAAUAUGCCUUAUACUGUUAUUUAUGGCAUCAACAUUCAUUUACUAAUGCUAGUCAUGAUUAUUACUGUGAAAUGAGUCUUACAUCGGGCUGUGAAAAUUGGUAUAAUGAUGCUUUGAAAGAUCCUAUUAUCAUGUUAAUCAAAAUAAUAGAGGGAAAUGGUAAAGAGCUUUAUGUAUUUAUUAAAAAAAGAAAAAUGUAUUAGAA
Messenger RNA from Homo sapiens (human), 2679 nucleotides. It is a transcript of the gene KCTD8, whose product is annotated as potassium channel tetramerization domain containing 8. The record is from RefSeq and is a predicted model, not a curated record. Gene Ontology annotation, biological process: protein homooligomerization; G protein-coupled receptor signaling pathway. The coding region runs from base 287 to 1792 and encodes 501 amino acids. NCBI's taxonomy places the organism in Eukaryota, Metazoa, Chordata, Mammalia, Primates, Hominidae. Gene Ontology annotation, molecular function: identical protein binding. Gene Ontology annotation, cellular component: signaling receptor complex; postsynapse; presynaptic active zone membrane. The transcript is spliced from 3 exons.